UCAUUAUUUUGCAUUUCUUCCAUUUUAAAGUUCUUAAUCUCCAACUAUGCUGGGUUAAGUUUAACUCAUGCAUUUCUGCUGUAGGAAGGACAAUUUCCUCAUGAGAAUUUUAAUUCUGGGCCAUGCAUGACUUCAACACCUGGAGAGACACUCUGUGCAGCAGUUUCAGCUUCUGCAUGGGUGGAGCCUCAUGGGAAAUGUACUGUUGCAUUUUCUUUAGCAUGGUCAUCUCUGAAAAUUAAGUUUUCAAAAGGAAGUUCAUAUCAUAGGAGGUACACAAAGUUCUAUGGUACCUCUGAACUAGUAGCUAAAGAGUUGGUGCAUGAUUCCCUAACAAAUUAUAAGCGGUGGGAAGAAGAUAUUGAGAAAUGGCAAAGUCCCAUUCUUAAUGAUGACAGGCUUCCAGAAUGGUAAAUAGUGAUUUAUGAUUAUCCUAUUAUAACUUUCUUA
Humulus lupulus (European hop) is the source of this 450-nucleotide messenger RNA. RefSeq lists its product as uncharacterized. The record is from RefSeq and is a predicted model, not a curated record. Bases 127 to 414 code for a protein of 95 amino acids. Lineage: Eukaryota; Viridiplantae; Streptophyta; Magnoliopsida; Rosales; Cannabaceae. The transcript is spliced from 3 exons. Gene Ontology annotation, molecular function: beta-glucosidase activity.